AUAACCUCACCCUCAGGACUAAUCUCUUUCUUCAUUCUCCCGUGCAAUUAUGAUGACUUCUUUCUUCAAAACUUCAGUCAUUGAACUGAAAGCAGUGCAGAAAUCAUCUCAUGUUCAUAGAAAUGACCAUGGACAUGGCACUAACAUCUCUACUUCCUUGUGGAAGAGGAAGCACACUGGCAUCUUCUGUUGCCAGAGUGGUGAAAGUGAUAGAGCUUUGAUGCAGCAAUCGAAGACUCAAAAAGUUAGAGCUUUGAAAGAGAUGGCAGUGUCCACCACCACCACCACCCCCAAUACUUCCAUCACUAAUGGUCUUGGAAUUCUUCAGUUCCUUGCAGGGAAGACCUAUUUUAUAACUGGUGCAACUGGGUUACUAGCCAAAGCUGUUGUUGAGAAGAUACUACGAGCAGCACCUGAUGUCGGUAAAAUCUUCGUCUUGAUCAAGGCGAAGAACAAGGAAGCUGCAGUGGACAGAUUGAAAACUGAGAUCAUAAAUUCAGAGCUAUUUGAGUGCUUGAAACAAAGGCAUGGGAAGUAUUAUCAAGAUUUCAUGCUAAGCAAACUGGCUCCUGUUGUUGGGAACUUGUGUGAGUCUGAUCUUGGCAUCGAUGCAAAUUUGAUUUCAGAGAUUGCAGAGGAAGUUGACGUUAUAAUAAAUUCAGCAGCCAAUACAAAUUUUGAGGAGAGGUAUGAUGUUUCUCUCCAUGCAAACACAAUAGGACCUUGUCGACUAAUGGACUUUGCAAAAAAGUACUGCAAGAAUCUUAGAGUUUUCCUACAUGUAUCAACCGCUUAUGUUAAUGGAGAAAGAGAGGGAAUGAUCACGGAGAAGCCCUUCUACAUGGGAGAGAGCAUAGCAAGGGAGAAGGUCGCCUCUGAACUCUUACCAUUAUCAUACCCUGCGUUGGAUGUUGAUGAUGAAAUAGAGAUAGCUUUGGAUUCAAAGGUGGCUUUUGAAGGCAACUUAGAAGAUCAGAAGAUGAAAGAAUUGGGUUUGGAGAGGGCAAGUAUUCAUGGAUGGCAUAACCCAUAUGAGUUCACCAAGGCCAUGGGGGAGAUGAUGAUAAAUAGCAUGAGAGGAGACAUACCUCUGGUCAUUAUUCGUCCAACCGCCAUCGAAAGCACCCUCGAAGAUCCUUUCCCUGGAUGGAUACAAGGAAACAGAAUGCUGGACCCAAUGAUUUUAUCCUAUGGAAAAGGCAACCUCCCAAGCUUUUUAGUGAAUCCAGAAGCAGUCAUUGAUAUGAUUCCCGUCGACAUGGUUGUGAAUGCAAUCAUAGCAGCAAUGGCAAAGCAUGGGAUUGCAGGAAAACCAGGCAUCGAAGUCUACCAUGUUGGUUCUUCUGCUGUAAAUCCGCUACCGCUUGGUGACUUGUUCAAGUACUCCUAUGAGCACUUCAUUUGUUCCCCUAUUAAUAUGGACACAGAAGGGAAGACAGUGGACAUGAAGGAAAUGAAGUUUUUCAGCUCAAUGGAUGACUUCUCCUCUCAUAUGCAAACAGAGAUAGUUCAGCAAAGGAGGUUGGCGAUUUCAGGCAAUAACGCAUCUCAAAGGCUCGAAAGGAAGUGCAAAAUGAUAGUUGAACAUGCUAUAAACUUGGCUAGGGUAUACCAGCCCUAUAUGUUCUUUAGAGGAAGGUUUGACAAUAGCAACACCCAUAAUCUAAUGGAAGGCAUGUCUGAAGAAGAGAUGAAGAGAUUUCGACUUGAUGUUGAGAAUGUGGACUGGGAAGACUAUAUCACCAACAUUCACAUUCCAGGCCUGAAGAAGCAUGUUAUGAAGGGUAGAGGAAUGCCUAAAUAAUUACUGAUCUAAUCUACUUGUAUUUGCAUCUUCAAUCUGUUUCCAGUAAUAAAACACCUUGGAUGAUGUCCCAUGAAUUUGAUGGAGAGAAACUGCAACUUAUUAUA
Messenger RNA from Vitis riparia (riverbank grape), 1911 nucleotides. Its product is annotated as fatty acyl-CoA reductase 2-like. The record is from RefSeq and is a predicted model, not a curated record. Gene Ontology annotation, molecular function: alcohol-forming very long-chain fatty acyl-CoA reductase (NADP+) activity. The transcript has 9 exons. Gene Ontology annotation, cellular component: intracellular membrane-bounded organelle. NCBI's taxonomy places the organism in Eukaryota, Viridiplantae, Streptophyta, Magnoliopsida, Vitales, Vitaceae. Gene Ontology annotation, biological process: long-chain fatty-acyl-CoA metabolic process; suberin biosynthetic process. Bases 50 to 1804 code for a protein of 584 amino acids.